CAUUCCCAUGCUCACACUCCCUAAAGCGAGCAAGAGGCCACAGGGAUGGGCAAGUGGUGACGAGUCGUACGAGUACGAGUCGGACAAUGUCGGUGGAGGUGGUAGCUCAAACUCGGCUUCGGCUUCGGCUUCGGCUUCGGCUUCGGCCUCGUCUUGGUCAAACGUCUCGGCUCCAGUCUCUCGGCCAGAUGAUGGUGGUGGUGGUGGUGGCUCUGCUGGCCCGGGUACUCUGGUCAGAGCGGAAACAUCAUCAACAUUGAUCAAUGAGUGGCAGCAGAGCAGCCAGCCGUCAUCGUCACAGCCGAUGGCCCGUGCUGGCGCGCGGAGUGUGGCUCGGCGGAGGAUGGCCAAGGCCAAGGGAAAGGAGGCCCGAUCCAUUUCAUCCGAGUUGGAUGCAGACUCGUUGGACGACGAGCUCGAACGUCGUAAGGCGUUCAAUCUGGCGAGAUUUGAAUCGCUGAUGGGCGAGAGGAGAAGGAGGGACUCGGGCACGUGGAUUCUCGACUCGGACUCGGAUUGGGGCUCGUCGUUUGGGGACGACGAGGACGAGGCUGCCGAGCUUGAGGCCGAGAUGAUGCGAAGGCUGGAGCCUGGCGGUGCGGCGUCGCCGAGCAUGCUUGCAACCUCGCCGGCCGCCUUUGCGCUCCGCCGCAACCGUCGCGGCUCGGUCGACUCGCUCUCGGGCUGGCUCGAUGGCCCGGGCGAUGAGAAGACCGUCCUGCUGGGCGAUGUUGGGCCCGGGCCGGCAGCGGCGGUGGCAGCGGAAUCUGCGGAGCAGGGCAUGGGCGGCAAGGCCAGCGAGACCAGCGACAGCGGAAGCUCCAAGGGCAAGGGCAAGGGCAAGGGCAAGGGCAAGGGCAAGGGCAAGGGCAAGAAGAAGCGCAAGAGCGGUAUGUUCCGCGGUAUGCGCAAGUCGCGGUCGCAGGCGAUGAACCCGGCGGCGAUUCGGGCCAUGAUGGAAGCCGAGGCUAUGGACCCGCUGUCGGGCCUCGAGUCGGACGACCAGCCGCCGCGGUACGAGGACAUCGGGGAGUCGGGCGUCGACGGCAGUGCCGGAGCGUCGGACGGGCGGCGCGGGCUGUCAAAGGCUGUCUCGUCGCGGAAUGUGCUCGCGGGUGCGGGUAAGGGCGGACUUGGGGCGGCACUCCCGCCGCAUCUGCGCCCACGGAUGCGGAGCCGGCGCAAGUCGAUUGUGCCCGCCUUUGCCUGGGUCCCGUGUAAGGAGCUUCUGGCAUCGGGCGUCGAGCGCGACGUGGAGAUUGAGUUUGACGAGAUCUCGGUCAUGGUGUACUCGCGCGACCCCAAUUUUGUGGAGGCGCGCCGGCUUUUGCAGAUGCACAAGUACCGACAGAUCACGUGCUUCCUCAUCAACGAGUCCAAGAAGCAGUUUAUGUAUCUCGUCCGCAAAAAGUCUGGCCGCGAGACCAUGUACACCUAUGUCACUGCCCAGGCCAAACGGCUGCACACCCAGGCCAUGGCCAAGGUCGAGGAGAUUGCAGGCAUCAUCCUUGCGGCGCGCAAGGCCAAGAAGAAGAAGGCCAAGGCCAAGGCCAAGGCUGAGCGCGUUGCUGCGCGGGCCGCCGCCGCCGCUCGGGCCGCGGCUUCGCGGCCCGAGCCGAUCCGGCCGAAGGGAGGCGUGCCUCCGUCGCCGAGCGGGCGGCGCCGCAAGCGCCGCUCGCACAAGCACCGCUCGCCCAAGCGCUCGGUCUCAUCGGGCGGGACGCCAACGCCGAUGCCCGAGCUCGGCGUGACGCCCAAGCUCCAGCCGCCGCCGUCGCCGAGUGGGCGGCGGGUCAAGGUUAAGAAGCGCAAGCGGAAGGCCAAGAACCAGAGCUGAGGCUGAGGGGAAGACGUGCUAGCAGAGCGUGCGCGCCGGGCCGCGUGCCGGUGCCGGGCGAUAAAAGCGGAAGGUGUGCGA
Messenger RNA from Thecamonas trahens ATCC 50062, 1918 nucleotides. RefSeq lists its product as uncharacterized. The coding region runs from base 8 to 1837 and encodes 609 amino acids. The transcript has a single exon. NCBI's taxonomy places the organism in Eukaryota, Apusomonadida, Apusomonadidae. The record is from RefSeq and is a predicted model, not a curated record.